Messenger RNA from Populus trichocarpa (black cottonwood), 2378 nucleotides. Its product is annotated as protein ROOT PRIMORDIUM DEFECTIVE 1. NCBI's taxonomy places the organism in Eukaryota, Viridiplantae, Streptophyta, Magnoliopsida, Malpighiales, Salicaceae. The transcript is spliced from 2 exons. Gene Ontology annotation, molecular function: RNA binding. The coding region runs from base 122 to 1513 and encodes 463 amino acids. The record is from RefSeq and is a predicted model, not a curated record.
CAUUUACUCCUCUCAAGCAUUUCUAGUCUUCCCAGCUCUUCUCCACUCCAAAAAUUUGUCACUCCCUCCUUUCAAUCACAGUCACUGCUAAAACCCUAAACUCAAAAAUCGAAACACAAAAAUGCUAGUCUUCAUUUCUCUCGGUCUCUUAAACCCUAGACUCAAACCCCUCAAAACUCUUCAAUCCACACUCUACAACCUUAAACACACAAAACCCAUGUCCCAAUCCACUUCAAUACCCAAAAAACAACUAAGGGUUCGUGACCAUGGAUUCGAUAAUUACAUGGAAAUUGAAAAAAAGACGAGAAAGGUCUUAAAGUUUCAAUCUUUAAUACUUUCUCAGUACAACCAAACACUGCCCAUUUCACGUCUUGACAAUCUCGCUGGCAGGUUGGGGUUUAAACAGUUUGAAGCUGGUGCCUUUAUCCUCAAAUUCCCUCAUGUUUUUGAGGUCUAUGAGCACCCAGUUCAACGAGUGUUGUACUGUCGCUUAACGCGCAAAGCAGUCAAUCAGAUUAUGCAAGAAAAGGAGGCCCUUUUGGCUCAAAUCCCUGAUGCUGUUACCAGAUUGAGGAAAUUGAUAAUGAUGUCUAAUGAGGGUCGGUUGCGGUUAGAGCAUGUAAGGAUCGCAAGGUACGAGUUUGGUUUACCUGAUGAUUUUGAGUAUUCUGUUGUUUUGAAGUAUCCGCAGUUUUUUAGAUUGGUUGAUGCUAGUGAGACUAGGAAUAAGUACAUUGAGGUGGUUGACAGAGACCGUAGAUUGACGGUUUGUGCGAUAGAAAAAGUCAGGGAGAGAGAGUAUAGAGAGAAAGGAAUGGAUGCUGAGGACGUGAGGUUUAAGUUUAUGGUGAAUUUCCCACCGGGGUUUAAGAUAGGGAAGUAUUAUAGGAUUGCAGUGUGGAAAUGGCAAAGGGUACCUUAUUGGUCACCGUAUGAAGAUAUUUCAGGUUAUGAUUUGAGGUCAAUUGAAGCUCAGAAGAGGAUGGAGAAGAGGGCAGUGGCUACUAUUCAUGAAUUGUUGUCGUUGACGGUGGAGAAGAAGAUUACAAUGGAGAGGAUCGCCCAUUUCAGGAUGGCUAUGAAUUUACCCAACAAAUUGAAGGGCUUUUUGCUUCAGCAUCAGGAGAUUUUCUAUGUUUCGACUAGAGGGAAUCAUGGGAAGCUUCAUACAGUUUUUCUUCGAGAGGCUUAUAGGAAAGGGGAGUUAGUUGAGCCGAAUGGUUUGUAUUUGGCAAGGAGGAAGUUGUGUGAGUUGGUGUUGACGAGUUCGAGGAAAGCAAAUGUGGAUAGGGGGUUGGUUCAUUAUAGGGGGGAUAGAGAAGAUGAUGAGAUGGAGCGUUUUAGGAGAGACUGCUCAGAAGAUGGUUUUGAGGGUGGGAAGGAGGGGAAAGAUGGAGAGAGGGAGGAUGAUUUGAACUUGGACUUGAGUUGUGAUGUUGGUUCUGAUUGUACAGAUGAGGAUGAUGAUGUUGAUGGCAUCGAAAAGGCAGAGAAGGCUCAACUAAAUGGGUGAAUGCAUAAGAUUGGUGGUGUAAGAAACCAUUUUGGCUCUCAGUUGGGAGACAUCAAUAGUUACUGCCAAUUUACAAUCCCUGGGGAUGAUUAGGCAGAGAAGCGAAUGUCAAUUAUAUGCAUCAGAGAUGCUAGAAGAAGCAAGUUUUAUGGAAUUGGAGCUCUUCAGGGAAGACUUAUAUCUCACAGGAAAACUAUUGGUGCUUCAAGUGGCUCCUGUGCUGUUUCAGAAUGUAGGAGAUCUUAAACUAUCAUUUGGCUGUUGCCAUGUCUACUUAGCAGUUAUCAGAACUGAGUUUGCUCCAAGAGGCUGUUUAUGCUACCGUGUUUUGGUUACAGUCUGCUGAUUUUAAUAGCCAUUGCGCGUGGAAUUCUUGGGGCUGGUUGAAUGAUUGCAAAGAGAUGAACUAAACAAGCAUUGCCAAAUUUUCAGCUAUAUCAGAAGGACAAUGUUCUCGGUGACAUGGUUUUCCUUUCAUGGAGCGCUGGAUUGGUUAUCUCAAGGCCGUCUCAGUUUUUAUUUAAAUUCUUGCUCAUGUUUUUGAGGUGGCCACCUACUGAGAUUCUGCUGACAGUUCACUAAUUGUGCCUUCAUGAGCAAUCAAUUUUAUGUAUUCAUGGCCACCCCAGCCCCAGCCCCAGCCCCAGCCCCAGCAUUUAAAUUAGAGGACAGUUUAUGAAAGAAGAAGUUUUCAAAUGGGCCUAUGUCAUCCAGCAUCAAGGUGGUCUUGUAACUUGACUUCAGUAGUAAGGUUUAUAUACUUCAGGCCACAACAAACACCUUUUUGUUUACCUUGUCCAGUGACUGAAAUUACAGCUUGCCUAAUAUCAUACAGUAAUAAAACAAUUGAUUUCAGCUGUCUCAA